This is a messenger RNA of Mus caroli (Ryukyu mouse), 2215 nucleotides long. The record is from RefSeq and is a predicted model, not a curated record. NCBI's taxonomy places the organism in Eukaryota, Metazoa, Chordata, Mammalia, Rodentia, Muridae.
AAAGAACAUAAAGUAUCUUCUUGUUUUACCCAAUUUCAAGGCUACAGACAGUGCUUUGUGACAGAGCCUUACAGGGUCCCUUAGUGGAGCACAGUUCUCUAGGUGUGCAACCUGUGUCAGGGCUCCACAUGUUCUAAGAUGGCUGCACAUCGGAGUUGGCUUCUUGUGAGUUUCAUUCUCCUUGAGGUUCUUCUCUUGGAGGCUGCAAAAAUCCUGACUAUAUCUACACUGAGUGCCAGCCAUUAUAUACUGAUGAACCGUGUGUCGCAAAUUCUGCACGGAGGUGGCCACAAUGUAAUCAAACUUCUUUACGAAGGUGGUGAUAUCCCAGAUUUUAGAAAGGAAAACUCAUCAUACCAGGUUAUUAGUUGGCGUCUACCUGAAGAUCAGCAAAAGACACUUGAUAAUAGAUGGCAUCGGCUUAUAGAAGAAUAUGCUUAUGGAAGGUCCAAAUAUCACACCCUACUAAAGAUUCAUCAAAACUUUGGGGACUUAUGCAGUCACUUAUUAAGCAGAAAGGACAUCAUGGAGUUAUUACAAAAGGAGAACUUUGACCUAGUACUUCUUGAUUCAAUGGAUAUCUGUUCUUUCCUGAUUGUUGAAAAGCUUGGGAAACAAUUUGUGUCCUUUCUUCCCUUUCAAUUUAGCUAUAUGGACUUUGGGUUACCAAACGCCCCCUUGUCCUAUGCUCCAGUGUAUGGUUCUGGUCUAACUGACCAAAUGGACUUUUGGGGCCGAGUGAAGAACUUUCUGAUGUUCUUUCAUUUCUCCAAGAAGCGAAGGGACAUCUUUUCUCAAUAUGGCAAUACUGUCCAGGAGCAUUUUGCGGAAGGCUCUCGACCAGUGUUGUCUGACCUUCUACUGAAAGCUGAGCUGUUGUUUGUCAACUCUGACUUUGCCUUGGAUUUUGCUCGUCCCCUGUUUCCCAACACAGUCUAUGUGGGAGGUUUACUGGACAAACCUGUUCAGCCCAUAUCCCAAGACUUGGAGGAUUUUAUCUCUCAGUUUGGAGACUCAGGUUUUGUCCUUGUGGCCCUGGGCUCUAUAGUGAGCAUGAUUCAGUCCAAGGAAAUUAUUAAGGAGAUGAACAGUGCUUUUGCUCACCUCCCUCAAGGGGUGCUAUGGACAUGUAAGGAUUCUCAUUGGCCCAAAGAUGUCAGUUUGGCCCCAAAUGUGAAAAUCAUGGAUUGGCUUCCACAGACUGACCUUCUGGCUCACCCUAGCAUUCGUCUGUUUGUCACCCAUGGGGGGAUGAACAGUGUAAUGGAGGCUGUCCAUCAUGGAGUACCGAUGGUAGGGAUUCCAUUUUUUGGAGACCAACCUGAAAACAUGGUCCGAGUAGAAGCAAAGAACCUUGGUGUUUCUAUUCAGCUACAGACGCUCAAGGCAGAGUCAUUUGCGCGCACCAUGAAAGAAGUCAUAGAAGACAAGAGGCACUCCCACCCACUGACCCCUGCCCAGAGGCUUGUGGGCUGGAUAGAUCACAUCUUGCAGACAGGGGGUGCAGCACAUCUCAAGCCAUAUGCUUUCCAGCAGCCAUGGCACCAGCAGUACAUGCUGGAUGUAUUCUUCUUUCUGUUAGGACUCACACUGGGUACCUUGUGGCUUAGUGUAAAGGUUCUUGUUACUGUAACCAGGUAUCUGAGUGGAGCAAGGAAGGUCAAGCAGGCAUAAUGCUAAAAUGCUGGGCUUGGCUCUGGUGUGGGGAUAGGAGGUCUGUGGCUCUUCAGAGGCCUUCCAUAAUUCAGUACAUAGCAACUCUAGCAUUCUCUGCCUCCAUCUUCUACAGAUGCAUCUGAGUUGUUACCUCACACUUUUGGCCCCUUUGCUUCUUGUUUUCCUCUUGUGACCUUCAUUCCUACUUAGAUAUAAACAACUUGCAUCAUGUGUUUCUCCUCUCACUCAUUUAUCCUAAACACACACUGCUUCAAUAGGCUGUUUGCCCCAUGGCUCCUCAUGUUCUUCCUCUCUUUAUCCCUUCUAUCAUUUGGGAUUAACACCAUAUUUGUGCAUUUUUUCUCUUGUUCUUCUUCUCUUUUACAAUAAACACUCUUUAGAGCUCAGAACACCUGCUCUGCCUUACUCCUCUAUUUCCCUCAGGCCUGGGCAGCAAUAAUUCUGUAUUAUAUAUGAAUUUAUCUAAUAAUGUGUGAAGCAGAAAAAUAUAAUAAUUAUUGUUUGGUAAAAUCAGCAUAAAAAUGAUAUGCAACUGAAA